Artibeus jamaicensis (Jamaican fruit-eating bat) is the source of this 9073-nucleotide messenger RNA. It is a transcript of the gene SLFN5, whose product is annotated as schlafen family member 5. The record is from RefSeq and is a predicted model, not a curated record. The transcript has 5 exons. Lineage: Eukaryota; Metazoa; Chordata; Mammalia; Chiroptera; Phyllostomidae. The coding region runs from base 191 to 2926 and encodes 911 amino acids.
GUCACCGAGUUCAGCAGGUGAAAGGACGCGACCCCGCAGGGCCAAAGCCAUCGCUCGGGACUCGGGAGGCGCCGUCGCUUUUCUCCGCUUUCUCCGCUUUCUCCGCUUUCUCCAGGAGGCAGGCGCGCCGCUGAGCAGAAGCCUUGACCGGAGAAUAUUUCAGGGCAAGACUAGGAAGAGUGCCGAGAAGAUGAGUCUCAAGAUUGAUUCGGAAACAAACUUUGCUGAGUAUGUUGUCAGUGUGGGAGGAGUCACCCUUGGGAAUAGAAAAAGGAAGGAGAUGGACCCUCAGCUGCAGAAGACACAGGACGAGGUCAUCGCCCACGCAAUCUGUGCCCUGCUGAAUUCUGGUGGGGGAGUGGUCAGGAUUCAGGCGAGCAAAGGCUACAAUUACACAGUUCAUGGCGUAGGAUUGAACGAGCAUCCGAUUUUCAAAGGUUAUUUAGAUGAAAUGCAAGAGAAAGACCUCCUUUUUAUUUUUGUGAGAUCUUGGAACGCCAAGGCCUCUGGCGUACGGCUUGCUACUCUGUGCUCCAACCUGUACUACAGACAUAAAACAUCGACCAAUGUCAUGACCUCUCAGGAGGCACUGGAGUUCCUCAAGGGGAGGACCCGGGCUCCUCGGAGUAUUCCUGGUUCCAGUCUGUUGGGUCCAGCGGAUGUUCAGGAUGGCAUACAAAACGAAAGUAACAUAAAGGCCUCCGCGGCUGCUUUAUUUGGCAGACCUCACCUUCAGUACCUGGAAGAGAUCAAGUUCACGAAGUCCACCCAUGUCGAAUUUAAAAUGUUCUCAGAGGGAGCGUCAGAAUGCCUCAAUGACAGUCUCCCCAGCUGUGUGUCUGCAUUUGCAAAUGCUGAAGGAGGAUACAUAUUUUGGGGGGUGCAUGAGGAGACCCUUCGAGUCCUCGGAUGUGUAAAAGAAAGGAUAAAUGUUUCCACCCUGAAGGACUCCAUUGACAGCUGUAUCAGGAAGUUACCGGUCCAUCAUUUCUGUAGCCAGAAGCACGAGAUAAAAUAUAAAGUCAAAUUCCUUGAAGUAUACUAUCAGGGGGCCCUGCAUGGAUACGUCUGUGCGGUCAAGGUGGAGCCAUUCUGCUGUGCGGUGUUUGCCAAGCAGCCUAGUUCCUGGCAGGUGAAGGACGACUGUGUCACACAGCUGACCAUAAAGGAAUGGGUUGCUUGGAUGACAGAAGCCGACCCAGAUCUUUCCAGGUUUUCUGAGAUGCUCUUGGCGCUGAGUCUGUCAUCCACGACACCCCGUGGCAGAGCCGUGUGCACUCACAAGAAUUUGGAAUGUUUGGAAAAACAGCAAAAGAGUUAUUUCCCAGUAUCCUCAGACAGCAUUUUGUACAGACCACAGAGCCUCUACAAGGAACUGUUCAUGGAACAUAAAGGACUCAGAAACCUAAUAAAUAAGCAAAUGCGUAAUAUCCCCCAAGGAACAUUGAUUUUCUCCCGAAGCUGGGCCGUGGAUGUGGGUCUGCCAGAGGAGCAGGGUGUCAUCUGCGAUGCUCUUCUCCUUUCCCAGCACGAAAACCCGGUCCUCAUCACCGUCUUCAGAGACUACAGCGAGUGCUUGAAGAAUUAUUGUCUAAGAGUCGCUCGUGCCUUGAAGCUGAAGCUGGUGAACAUGGGUGGCUACACUGAAAACUUGUGCAUCAUUCCCUCUACCUUCGUGCUGAAUCCUGACACAACAUCAAAAGACCUUGGUAGUUCUAAGUUGCAAAAAUACCCUGAGUCCUAUAAACUGAGGACCACGCAGCAAAUGGAAGCUCUGUUACAGUCCCUUGUGAUUGUUUUGCGUGGGUUCAGAUCUCUCUUAAGCGAAGAGCUGGGCUCUGAGGUUUUGAACCUGCUCACAGAUAAACAGUAUGAGUUGCUUUCAAAGAACCUUCGCAAGACCAGAGAGCUGUUUGUGCAUGGCUUACCUGGGUCAGGGAAGACCAUCCUGGCUCUUAAGAUCAUAGAAAAGAUCUGUAAUGUGUUUCACUGUCAACCAAGUAACAUUCUUUACAUCUGUGAGAACAAGCCCCUGCAAGAGUUUGUGAGCCAAAAAAGAAUCUGUCAGGCAAUGACCCGAAAAACCUUCAUGAAAAACAGCUCGGAUGUUGAAAGGAUUAAACACAUCAUCAUCGACGAAGCUCAGAAUUUCCGCCGUGAAAAUGGGGACUGGUAUAUGAAGGCAAAAACCAUCCUUCAGAAAGAAAAGGAGUGCCAUGGAAUUCUCUGGAUCUUUCUGGACUACUUUCAGACUAGCCACCUGGAGCACAGUGGCCUCCCUCAUCUCCAAAACCAGUAUCCAAGAGAAGAGCUCACUAGAGUGGUCCGCAAUGCAGAUCCGAUAGCCAACUACCUACAGGAAAUAAUGCAGAAGGUCAAAGAAAAUCCGCCACCUAACAUCCCCACUGGGUCCUUGGAUAUGCUCCAAGAAGCUGAAUGGGCUCAGGGUGUUCCGGGCAACUUGGAGGUGAUGGAAUACCCAGACUUGGAGCAGAUGGUGCUUGGUAUCACAGAGAAAUGCCAGUGUCUCUUGAAGCAAGGUUAUUCCUGCAAGGAUAUCGCUGUGCUGUGCAGCACCACAAGUGAUGCAGAGAGGUAUAAAUCUGAACUUCAAAGAGCAAUGAGGAAGAGAAAGAGUUCUGAGUCCAAUGAGGAAUCUGAUUUAAUACGGCUCAGAAAUGCGUCCGAUGUCAUGGGCAAUCACAUCGUGUUGGACAGUGUCCGUCGAUUUUCGGGCCUGGAAAGAAACAUCGUGUUCGGGAUCAAUCUGCAGUCAGCAGAGCCAGCUGUUUUCCACAAUCUUCUGCUCUGUCUGGCUUCCAGGGCCAGGAAACACCUGUAUAUUCUGAAGAGUUCCAACUCACAGGAAGAUCCUCAUCUGAGAAAGCAUUACGUAACCCUCACCUCUGGUCCCGUGAAACUUUGAUCUGAACAUUUAAUCGUCAACUCUGUAAUGACCCACUCACUGCAAGCCACUCACCUUUUCCAGGUGCUGGGGGGGUGGGGGAUAGAUUAGCAAACCAGACAGAUUAAGAUUUCUUCUUUUCGGCAAAGGCAAAUCACAGAGAGCAAGCCAACACAAGUACAAGAAAUUUCCGGAAAUAAUAGGGACACCACAGUAGACGUUGGAGGGACCUGAGAUGCAGAGGCUGUGUGUGUGUGUGUGUGUGUGUGUGUGUGUAGGCAGGAGGGGAGACAGAAGGAAGGAUUGGUUGUUUAGAUGGUCAGAGAAGUGAGGGGAGGAGUCAUGAGAAGACCUUGGAGCGGUAAGUGCCAGGCAGACUCGUAUCUUUUCAUUACUUUUAACAAACCCACAGCGUAGGGAUGCUUGCGUAUGACGCACGGGGAGACCAUGAAGGGUGAACAGAGCAGUGUGCCUGGGCUUCCGUUGGCAAGGCAUGGUUGGGGCAUGCUUGAAAAUAUACACAAAUUAUAAUUUUUCAUACUACCACAUCACAUUGCUUUAUCAGCUCUCUUUUAAUGCUGUUAGUAUUUUUGAUCACAGUUUUAAAAAACAUAUGUUUGCUUUUCAGUUAUUUGAAAUCUCAGCUCUUUAGCUCUGCUUCAGUAUUGUUCUCGGGGAGACUCUUAGGUUACUACUCACAGGUAAGAUUGCCACCGUGGCCCAGGCAGAUAGAUGUAUUGUGUUUUUAAAUUCGUUUCAAAACAAAAGGGUACCAAAGAGAAUGAAUGUACUGACCUCAAAGGUUACACUUUGUUUUUCAUUUUUAAUUUAAGAACCAGUGAAAUGAUACGUAAAUCUAGGCUCUCUGCUCUGCUGAGUCUUCGGGAUUUCAGCUCCUCUCUCCAAGGGCAGAUUCCUUGUGUGCCACAGGUCUCUCGGAAGUUCUCACAAUAUUUGAAGCCAAACAACUCUUUCUUUCCUGAGAAGCUUAAACUAAAAAAUUCAGAGUUCAUUCUCAAUUAAAUACAGACCCCACUAUUUCCCCCACACCGAGAUACUGAAAUCCCACUCUAAGAAGUAUGAACUUGAAGCAAGAAUCGGAUAUUUCUGGCAAUGGGUUAAACUAUUAAGAACGUUGAAAAUUUUGAGACAUGUCUAUGACAAAGCAUGGAAUUAAUUUUUUGUGAAAUGUAUUGUAGUUAACUUGGAAAAAAAUUGCAAAUCACUUAGGAUAGUAUACAGAAAUAUUUUUUUAAAUAAAAUGAUCAGUAUAAAAAUGGCAAUUCUCAAUCAAGAGCUGGACAAGUUCAGUUUAUAGACUCUUUACCAACACCUAAAAGAAUAAACAAAAUUAGUAAAACUACAGCCAAAACUUUACCAGCAAGAGAGAGGCAAAGAACAGAGAUCAACCUCAUGCCAUAAACAUCUGUAAGUGUGUAUGGACAUAAAAACCAGAAUUAAAAAGAUUUCUAUAAAGGCAUGAAAUGCCCCACAUGCCCAAAGUAGUACUGAGUGCCCAGGGUACAUGAGAAGAAAGAAAACCAGAAUUCUCGCUAAUAUCCAUUUCAAGAGUGCCAUCCGGGACACCAAAAGGCAGCUCAGGAAAUCGCCAAGACAUCUUCAAGCAUAGCCGCUCCCAGUUGUUCCUGAGGACUCUGUAGAGACAGGAAGUAAGCUUUAGGGUUUCCUGUGAAUUCAACGGAGAAGUCAAAGCACAUGGGGAUGAAAUCCAGCUCCUAGUGCAGUGGAGUUAGAGAAACUCAUAGGCAAUGAUCAACAGGGCACACCAGCUAACAGUGAGGCCUCAGGUGACAGAGCAGAGCAGGCUGCAGAUGGGAGGCGCCCCCGAGGCCUCCUAGUAUACGCUGGAGAGGAAGACUAUCUGGUUCUACUUCAGGGAGAAUGUUGUCAAGAAGAGUCUUUUCGCACCUUCUUAAAAUACAUGGGAAAACCAUACCGAGCUGCUCUUACUAAACAUUAGAAAGAUUAAUGGAGGAGAAUUAGGCAGAACGACUAUAUAUAGGGAGGAAAUGGACUAGGAGAACACAGGAUGAGCCAGAGGAAGACCCCAUGCUGAAAGGAAAUGUAACUCAAGGGACAGAAGUAGACUCCUUGCCAAGUGUCUCCAGCUACAGAAGAACUUGAGAAAUCUGUAAUUCCAUAAAACAGAAGUUGAAAGACAAAAUGACAAGGCAGCCAAAAGAGGUGCAGAGGGGUGUUGCUGAGAAAACAGGCUGUGAGAAUGAUUCUCGAGUUACAGGAAGCCUUGAGAUAAUCACUGAAAUGGAGAGAAAUAAGACAAGUAUUAAGGUAGUAUAAAGAAAACAUAUCUAGAGUACAGGGAUUUACCAAGAGUGGAUAUGAAGUAGAGAACUCAAUAAGUAGAACAGUAAAAAUACCCUGAAAUGUGACGUGGGAAGUGUUUCGAAAAUAAAUCCUCAGAGUGAGACAAUUCUUAACAAUCCUGGCAGAAACAUUUUAUUAUUAGUUAGUGCAGCUUACAAAUAAUCACUGUGAAUGAUCAAUGAAUCAAUGAAUGAUCAUUGUGGCUACUGACUUCUCUGGAACGAUACGCAACACAAGAAGACCAUGGUUACACUGUAUUUCUGUUUUCAUUCACUUGCUUUUCAGUCCAAUUUGACCAUCUUUACCUUGUAGCUGAGGUGCUUAAACUACUUGAUGAUUUUUUUAACACUUUACUUUGAAAUAUUUAGAGACUCAUGGGAAGUGGCAAAGGCAGUACUGAGUAGUGUAGAAAGGUCCCUGCAUCUUUCACCCGCUUUCUAGAUCAUUUAUUUUUCUUGUGAUAUUUGCUGUGUUUGGGGCUUCAUUUACCCUGUUACUUUUUCUAUUUUUCUAUUUCUUCUUCAUUCCUUUUGUUCUCCUUUUUUUGCAUCCUUUGACUUAAUUGUGCAUUUUUUAACAAUUACAUUUUGGUUUUUUAUUGGCUUCUUAGUUAUAACUUUUUCGAUUGUUGUUUUAGUUGUAGCCAUAGGGUUCACGGUGUGUGUCUUUCAACUUAUCGCAGUCCAGCUUCAGUGGAUGCUACACCACGUUAUGCAUCGUGUAAGAACUUUGCAAUGGCAUGCUUCCAUUUUUUCUUUCCAAGCCUUUGUGCUGUUGUCGAGAUACAUUUUACUUCUGUAUCUGUUAUAAAACCCAUAAUAUGUUCAUAUUAGUUUUACUUUAAGCAGCUACUCAUCUUCUAAAGACACUUAAAUACUAUGAAAAAAAAGUUUUUUAUUUUUAUCAGCGCAGUACCAUUUCUGGUGGUUUUAUUCCUUUGUAUGAAUCUAGAUUUCCAUCUGGCAUGAUUUCCCUUCUGCUUCAAGAAGUGUCUUUAACAUUUCUAAUACUGCAGGUGUGCUGAGGAUGAAUUCAUUCAGGUUUUGUAUCUAUAAAAAUCUUUCUCUCACCUUUGUUUUUGAAACAGCUUUGCUGGUUGUAGGUCUAGGUUGAUAGUUUCAUUUUUCAGUGAGUUAAAUAUGUUGCCCCGAUGUCUUCUAUCUUGUGUCAUUUCCAGUGACAAAUCUGCCGUUCUCAUCUUUUGUUCCUCUGCACAUAAUAUCAUCUUUCUCUGACAGCUGUUCAGAUUUUCUCUUUAUUAUUGACUUAAGAAAAAUUAUUUUUAAGAAAAAUAAUUAUAAUGGUCUUUGGCAAUUAAGAAAAAUUCUUGUGGUUGAGGAUUUUGAGAGCUCUGUGCAUAGCUGUGGGCUGGUAGUUUCUCCUCUUUGGGUUUGGAGGCUUCUUGGAACCUGGUCUUCUCUCCCCAGUCAAAGUAUCAUUCAAAGCUGAGGGCAAAAUAAAUACAUUUUCAGACUUGCAACAACUUGGGAUUUCCUUUUAAUCAUUCAUAGCCCAUCCCUGAAAGUAUUACUGAAUAACGUACUUUGGUAAGAAAAAAACGAAUGGAGAAGAAAGUUGUGGUUUCAAGAAAGAAGGUCAAACAAAUAAGUCAGUAAAAUAUAAGGUGAACCUAGAUGUAUUAUUUGUUAAUUGCCAAAGAGUCCAAUUGCCUUCCCAUAUGCAAACUACCUUUAGUUAGAGGAUAUAAUGAAAGAAAAAGUCUGAUAGUAAUUCCAACAAAAGAGAUAAAGUAAUUCAGAAUAACUGUAACAAGAAAGAUACAAGCUCUUUAUGAAUAAAACCAUAAAGUGAAACUGAAGAACACAAAAGGGAAUUUGAAUAGAUACAAGAACAGUGUGCUUUUGGAUGAGAAGACUCAGAAUCAUAAAUAUAUCCAUUUUCACUGAGUUAAAGAUUCAUUGAAUCUUUAAAAUUCAAUGUCAUCCAAUAAAAAUGCAACAGAUCUUUCCCCAAGGCAUCCAAAUGAUUUUAAAGUUCAUUGAAAAAUAUAAAGCAAGAAUAUCCAGGAAAAAAAUCUAAAAAUGGAAAAACCUGAGACUAAUCAGCAUUACCACAUGUUAAAACAUGAAGCUACAAUAAUUAAUGUAGUUAUGUUGUGUGGUGGGAAUUGAGCAGGCUAGAAUGUUUAAAAGUGAAUUCAAAUAUGUGUGAGAAGGUAGCAUGUGUUGAAGGUGCACUCAAAGUCAUGAGGGAAACAUGGGUUAUUUGCUAAAUGAUGCUAAAUGAUCUGGGUACCUAGCUGCAAAAAAAAAUUAGGCUUGAGCCAUAAAUCACCACUGACACCAAAAUAAAUUCCAGGUGGAUUCAACACUUGAAUGUAAAAAUAUGGAAUUAUGGAAGUACAUGGAACAAAAAUAGGCCAUUUUUAUAGUCUUGGUAUAUGGAAAGCCUAAGUGUGGCCCACAAUCAUAAACCACGAAAGAAAAUAUUGACUAUUUGAAACAGUUACCUUCGUAGCAAAAACAGUAUGAAGACAGGUCAAGAAACAAACAGAACACUGGAAAAAUAUUUGCAACAAAAAUCAUAGACUAAUAGUUUACUCCCUAUUUUUAAAGGACUUUCUAAAAAUCGAAGAGAAAAAUGUUAAGAUCCCAAAAGAAAAAUGGACAAAGGAUGCAAAUAGGCAGAAGAACCCAGAAAAGGAAUUUAAAAUCGUCCUUUAACCAUGAUACAGCAGUAUUGAUUAAAAAUUAUAGCAACAGCCCUGGCUGGUGUGGCUCAGUGGACUGAGUGCUGGCCUGCGAACCAAAAGGUCGCUGGUUCAAUUCCCAGUCAGGGCACACACCUGUGUUGUGGGCCAGGUCCCCAGUUGGAGGCAUGCGAGAGGUAACCAAUCGAUGUAUCUCAGACAUCGAUGUGUUUCUCUCUGUCUCAUUCUCUCUCCCUUCCCUUCUCUCUAAAAAUAAAUGAAAUCUUUUUCAAAAAGUUACAACAACAAAACACUCUUUUCCAUGUAUUAGGUUGACAAAAUCACUAAGUUCCAACGGAAUGAUUUUACUGUUUGGCAGGGGAAAAGCACUGGUAUACAUUGUUAUAAAGCAGUUACAACUUCUAGCAAGAACAAUCUGGCAGUAGCUACCAAAAUUUUAAAUGCACGUAUUCCUUUAGCUAGCAAUUCUUUUAGGAAUCCAUUCUCCAGGUGCUCAAACAUGUGCAAUGACUUCUGUGGAGUUCUGUGAACUUCACCUUAUUUUUAAUAGCAUAGACUGCAAAACAGUCAGUGUCUGCCUCAAUGGGUUGAAUGGACUCAUAUCAACAAACUGCAAUACUGUGAAGUGUUGACCUGCCAGCAUCCUUGAGACGUGUCACGUGGUGAACAAAGCGAUGUUCUAAAAGUGGUCCUUUGACUUACACGUCUGAUACCGAGAUGUGUGUGUUAAAUAUCUUGGCAAGUGCACAAAAAAAAGGGGUGAUAGUUCUCAGCUCUACAGAAGGGCACCUGAAUGUGAGGGAACGCAGGUGAGAAAAGACAGCUUUUGCUUUUUAUGGGUUUGGGAUUUGGUGCUAUAUCCUAAUUUUGGGUGUUUACUGAUGUGAGUUUGCCGUGCAUGUGUUUUGACUUGCUGAUGCUAUGGUUUUAUGAAUUACUUUCUGAGUUUUCUACCAACCUGUGCCCUGGGUUAAGCCCCUCGCUACUGUAAUGAACAGUGAUGCAUGGUGAGUGAAUGAGGAGGGGUGCAGUAUAAACAAUACAAAAAGUAAAAAAACUUAUGUAUACUGAAUCUUUGCUAUGUAGGAUUUAUGAGUGCUAUCAUGUUUUCAUAUUUGCUUCAAACUUUUUUUAAAAAAUAAAAGAACUGA